UUUUGUUUGAAAACAAAUCAAAACAUACAAACCAUUACCAAAAUGAACAAAUUCUUUGUUAUCGCUUUCGCUUUUGCUUUCGUGGCUUCAGUUUCAGCCAUUAGUGGUGUUAAGGACUGGGCUGGAAAUUAUUACGAUCUGACUACUGGUCAAUACUCGAGCUCAUUGACUGGUCGUGUUUAUAACACUGCACCCACUGUCGUGGCCUCAGCUCCGUAUGUUUCCGCACCGUUGAGCGCUCAUUUGGCCACUCCAUAUGGUGCUCCAUUGGUCGCAUCAUAUGCUGCUCCUUUGUCAACUUACGGCGCCUACAGUUACGCUGCUCCCUAUCCUUUGGCAUAUAGUAGCCGACUUCUCCUUAAAUAA
Messenger RNA from Oppia nitens, 366 nucleotides. RefSeq lists its product as uncharacterized. The record is from RefSeq and is a predicted model, not a curated record. Bases 43 to 366 code for a protein of 107 amino acids. The transcript is spliced from 2 exons. NCBI's taxonomy places the organism in Eukaryota, Metazoa, Arthropoda, Arachnida, Sarcoptiformes, Oppiidae.